GCUUGUGAGGAUAUAGUGAAUACGAUAAGUUCGUUUGGUCUUACUCUUUCUAACUAAAGAAUAUCGUGAAUAAUUCACAUGGUAAGCAUGAAUUGUCGUCGGCUAUGAGCGAGUGAGAAAAAAUGUUGCAACUCCCGCAGCGAGGAAGUGCCGAUUCCAACGAAAUAGAAUAUACAUAGUGCAGUCUUUCCGCAGUUCGUGUGGUAGUCAUGCAUCGACUAGUGCCUUUCUUUUCCUUCUCUUACAUUUUUCUUUCGUUUGCUCUUGCAAACAACGUGGAAAGGCCGCUGUUAUUACAGGACCAAUGUCUAGAAUUAAAUAUUGCCAAUUUAGAAGAAUACAUUUCUACAUUGAAUUUAGCGAACGUACCUACAAUCGAUUCGAUGAUCAUUGGUUUCGAAUGCCCAGUUACUGCUUUACCCUUUGGUAUUUUGAGAUCUGACUGGGCAAGAUUGUUGUUAUUACGUAAUGCACAAGAGAAAGGUUCGAUUUUCGCUGAGAAAUUGGAAUGUCUGUUUAAACUUUUAAUUAUAGCUUAUCAAAGAUUAGAACAAAGUUUGAUACCAAAGAAAUCCUUCGAUAGAACAAGCAAUAGCAUUGGGAAUAAUACUAUGAAAACGAAAUUUACGAGUACGAAUUUUAGUUCCGAGAUAGUACCUUCUGGGAAUACGAAUAUCAACGUUAUUGAUGAUCAUCGUGAAAAUAUAAAUGGGAAUAAGACGAAUGAAAACGGAGAGAAGAAAGAUAAUGCUGAAUGCCUUAGUGUGGAGUUUAAUAAAAAAACACAAGGAAAUAAUGUGAAGAACGAUACUAUGGAAAAUCAUGAUAGUGAAAACGUUGCAUCAUAUACGAAUUUACAAAGAUUUACGAAAGCCGAUUGUUUCGAAAAUACAGUUAAAUAUUCCUUUUCUCAACAAGUAAAUAAAUUAUUAACAAAUGCAGAUGUUAUGAUGGAAAUAGCAAACGAAGCAACGUAUAGUAGUCAAAACAAAGAGAUAACGAAAGUUAGCAUUUAUAAUGAGUUGGAUAAUAAGAAGGGUGUAACGUUACCAUUAACAAUCUCUACAAUGAUAAGUUCAGAAAAUGGAAAUGUGGAAGUUCCCAUGUCAACAGAGAAAAUUGCGAGUUUGGCUAGUUCAACGAGUACAGUAAAAUCCAACUAUGCGAGAAUGUCCAUCGAGGAAUUUAAUUCGAUUAGUCCGUUGUCGACCAUUCGACCAGAAAUUUUCGAAGAAAUGACAUCGCAAAAAACACAAACGAAAACUAAGAACGAUGGUCUAAAUGUUUAUAACUUAACGAAUAUUUACGAGACAUAUAAGAGCGACGGAAGUUCCGAUUCUUCGACAGCUACCAAUUUUUAUUCCGAAAUAAUCUCGCCUACGGAUUUCGAGAAAUUUAACACGAUGAAUACUGUUACGAAAUCUGUCGAUAUUAAAGAUUCUUAUGCUAAAAAUAGCGUAAACGAUCUAACGAAUCGUCAAGAUUUCCAGGAGAUUAUUUCGAACGAGUUGUCCAUUUCGAAGAAUAAUAAUCCGACAUAUGAUAAUCCAUCGAAUGUGGGAACAAAUUCAAUGGAUUACUUUGAUCCUUUAUGGAACAGUAUUUACGAUGUUUUCACUCGCAAGCCAGACGAGUUUUACUCUUCUAUCGACAGAUUUCAUCAUAAGGUCGGAGAUAAACUGAAAAGGCUUCCGGUUCACAGAAAACAACCUCCAGGACAUGUUACGAAGGAUCAUAAAGCGAACGUAGAGGUUUCUUCGCUUUUCUCGAAGACUAUUACUUUCAUGACAGACUCGAUAACGGAAACAAAUAAAUUUAAAGAUCUCUUGGAUUCUCAAAAAUGUGACCAUACGAAUACCAAUAUCGAGAAUAAUUUUAGAUUUUUUUACCAUUAUGGAGAAAGACCGGAGCAAAAAACUAGGAAAAACGACAGGGAAAUAUUGGAUUUUAUUCGUAUUAAAUGUAAAAAUGAUUGUACGUAAGAUGAUAUAGAAAAAUAUUAUUCUUUUUCCGUGUAAAA
Molecule: messenger RNA, 2020 nt
Organism: Vespula pensylvanica (western yellowjacket)
Lineage: Eukaryota; Metazoa; Arthropoda; Insecta; Hymenoptera; Vespidae
Exons: 4
Coding region: 210-1982 (590 amino acids)
Source: RefSeq, a predicted model, not a curated record